Oryza sativa Japonica Group (Japanese rice) is the source of this 2374-nucleotide messenger RNA. Its product is annotated as aspartic proteinase 36. NCBI's taxonomy places the organism in Eukaryota, Viridiplantae, Streptophyta, Magnoliopsida, Poales, Poaceae. Gene Ontology annotation, molecular function: aspartic-type endopeptidase activity. Gene Ontology annotation, biological process: proteolysis. The record is from RefSeq and is a predicted model, not a curated record.
UCCAACAAGUCGUCGCCCUCUCGGGCUCGCUCAGCUCUCUUCCCCUUCCUUCCUCCUCCUCGGCUCGGCGCGACGAGUCCUCGCCAUGGCGAGUCGCCGGUCGCGUCGGCUCGGCUCGCUCGUGCCCUUCGCCGCCGCGGUGGUCCUCCUCCUCCUCAUCGCUUCCGCCGCCGCCGCCGCCGCGGGAUCCCCCGAUCGGGCCGGCCCCGCGCGGCCGCCGCUGGUGCUCCCGCUCACGCUCGCCUACCCCAACGCCACCCGCCUCCCCGCCUCCUCGGCCAGGCGCGGCCUCGGCGAUGGACACAACCCCAACGCCCGCAUGCGCCUCCACGAUGAUCUCCUCACCAACGGGUAUUACACGACGAGGCUGUACAUCGGGACGCCUUCGCAGGAGUUCGCGCUGAUCGUGGACUCCGGGAGCACCGUCACCUACGUUCCCUGCGCCACCUGCGAGCAGUGCGGCAACCACCAGGAUCCACGAUUCCAACCUGAUCUCUCCAGUACAUAUUCACCAGUAAAAUGCAAUGUUGAUUGUACUUGUGAUAAUGAGAGGAGUCAAUGCACUUAUGAGAGGCAGUAUGCUGAAAUGAGCUCCAGCAGUGGUGUGCUUGGCGAGGACAUUAUGUCAUUUGGCAAAGAAAGUGAACUUAAGCCACAGCGUGCUGUUUUUGGCUGUGAAAACACCGAAACAGGAGAUUUGUUCAGUCAACAUGCUGAUGGUAUUAUGGGGCUGGGCCGUGGUCAACUUAGCAUAAUGGAUCAGCUUGUUGAGAAGGGUGUCAUUAGUGAUUCAUUCUCUCUGUGCUAUGGUGGAAUGGAUGUUGGUGGUGGUACUAUGGUACUUGGUGGGAUGCCUGCUCCUCCUGACAUGGUUUUCUCUCAUUCAAACCCUGUCCGCAGCCCGUAUUACAACAUUGAGUUAAAGGAAAUACAUGUUGCCGGAAAGGCAUUGCGGUUAGACCCAAAGAUAUUCAACAGCAAACAUGGCACUGUCUUAGAUAGUGGAACCACAUAUGCUUACCUGCCUGAACAAGCAUUUGUUGCAUUUAAAGAUGCUGUGACAAAUAAAGUAAAUUCUCUGAAGAAAAUCCGUGGCCCAGAUCCAAAUUAUAAAGACAUCUGCUUUGCAGGUGCUGGAAGGAACGUCUCCCAAUUAUCAGAGGUAUUUCCAGAUGUUGACAUGGUAUUUGGAAAUGGGCAGAAGCUUUCGCUUUCACCUGAAAACUAUUUGUUCCGGCAUUCGAAGGUUGAAGGGGCUUAUUGCUUGGGUGUGUUUCAGAAUGGAAAAGAUCCGACAACACUAUUAGGGGGAAUUGUUGUCCGUAAUACUCUUGUAACCUAUGACCGUCACAAUGAGAAGAUUGGCUUUUGGAAAACUAACUGUUCAGAGUUGUGGGAGAGGCUCCAUAUUAGUGAAGUUCCUUCAUCAGCACCUUCAGAUUCAGAGGGAGAUAUGGCACCAGCUCCUGCUCCUAGUGGUUUGCCUGAAUUUGAUGUUGGCCUAAUCACUGUUGAUAUGUCCAUAAAUGUUACUUAUCCAAACCUGAAACCUCACCUCCAUGAGCUGGCUGAGCUUAUAGCUAAAGAGCUGGACAUUGACUCCCGUCAGGUUCGAGUUAUGAAUGUUACAAGCCAAGGAAACUCUACUCUAAUCAGAUGGGGGAUUUUUCCAGCUGGACCUUCUAAUUCUAUGACUAAUACAACAGCAAUGGGUAUCAUUUAUCGGUUGACCCAACAUCACGUCCAGUUGCCUGAAAAUCUUGGCAGUUAUCAGUUACUUGAAUGGAAUGUGCAGCCUUUAUCCAAGAGGUCAUGGUUCCGAGAUCAUGUAGUCUCUAUACUGCUUGGAAUUUUGCUAGUUGUUUUGCUGACUUUAUCGGCCCUUUUAGUACUGAUUGUCUGGAGAAAGAAAUUUAGAGGUCAAGCGGCAUAUAGACCUGUGGAUUCAGCAGUUCCUGAGCAAGAGCUCCAACCGCUAUAAUUUGGAGUGGUUCAACGGAGUAAACAUAUAGGCGAUUCUUUGGUAGAAAUACCGUUGUGCGGGCUGCCAUGUUGCAGCGGGUUCACAUCCGCUGCUGGGAGUUGCCCUUUUUCUUUGUAUGUAACACAAGCUACAAGCUUACAGAAGAAGCACAAGAUUACAUAACUUCUCGAUUCAGCACUUAGAGCCUCUGUUCAUAAACUGUCUAGCGAUUCAGAUCAAGAGCUUCCUCUUGUAGCUUACAGUAGAAGAAGGUUUUGUUCGUGUAAUGUAGAUUAAGUAGAAUAGAGCAAGGCACAAAAGCACAGCAGCCAUGGACGGAAUGUUGUAUUAUCUAGUAUCUGAUAAGUGCUGAGGAUAUUCGGCUUCUACAGUGUUUUCACGUUUCAUUUC